UCUAAAGGCCGGGUAUCACGUUGGCAGGAAUUGGAAAUGGCAGUGUUCAAUAAAGGAGGAGAGAGAAGAGAAAUCACAAGCUACAGUGACUGGAUGUCUCAACUACCUCCUGAGCUUCACAACAUUUACCUCUUCAAGCUGGCCAUACCAGGUAGCCACGACUCAAUGAGCUACGAUCUGGACAUCAACUCCUCUAUAAUAGAGCCUGAAAGACUGAAAAUACUUAGCAAGAUUUAUUGUGCCCGGAAAAUCGUGCGCAGAUGGGCGGCCACCCAGGAGGAGAACAUCACAAAGCAACUGGAUGCUGGCGUUCGCUACUUUGACAUGAGGAUCGCCCGCAAGCCCAAUGACACCAAUCCCACCAGGCUCUUCUUUUAUCACGGCCUGUACACGCGGACUGAUGUGGAGACUGUUCUCAAGGGGAUAAAGGACUGGGCAGAGAGGCACCCCAAAGAGAUCCUCAUCCUGGCUCUAUCCCACUUCAAAGAGACUGAUGAGCGUCUCCACAUCCAUCUCAUCAACUUCAUCAAGACCUUGUUCAGAACCAAACUCUUCCUCAGAACGGAAAUCCCAACCCUGAAGAGAUGCUGGGACAAAGGCAGGAACAUCAUAGUUUCAUAUGAUUAUCCAAAAUGUCAUGACAUCGAACUGUGGAGUAAAAUCCCAUAUUUCUAUGGUGGAAGCAUGGAUACCACAAAGGUUGAAUCAGAACUAUGCCAUGCUUUGGAAAAGAGAAGACCUUCUCAUAGUUUCUUCGUGUGUGGCUUGAACCUGACACUGCCAGAAGAUGUGAGGAUACUCAGGUACAUCCUCCGCCUUUGUGACAACCUUGCAAACACUAUCCAGCGGAGUCUGCCCAGGCUGCUGCAGUGGAUGAAGGAGCAAGCCGCCAAAACUCCGGUGAACAUCGUUGCCUCAGACUUGGUGACUCGUGACGACUUUGUCCCGAUAAUUGUCAAACUAAAUAUUCAGAAAGAGUAGAGAGCACAGUAGGGUUUCUAUCAUGUCAUUUUUGUAGCUAUAUUUAAAGGUACAGUGUGUAGAAAUUGGAAUAUUCAGCAAUAUCUAGUGAACUGAUCCAGACUGAAGCGCUCCCUUGUUCACCCCUCCUGUCUGUGAAGUGACGGUGACCUGGAGGACAAGAAGCUCCUGUGAGCAUGAUGAGUAUGAUCCUCUAUUUGUCAGGUUUUUACCAUCUAAAAUUAUCAAUACAAAUGAUUUUGACACCAACCAUUGUCUUCUUCUGCUUCAUCUUGGUACUGGUGCAUUUCAUGCAGCCAAUCAAUAAACACAA
Messenger RNA from Notolabrus celidotus (New Zealand spotty), 1294 nucleotides. RefSeq names its product PI-PLC X domain-containing protein 1-like. Gene Ontology annotation, biological process: lipid metabolic process. The transcript has 7 exons. The record is from RefSeq and is a predicted model, not a curated record. Bases 37 to 981 code for a protein of 314 amino acids. Gene Ontology annotation, molecular function: phosphoric diester hydrolase activity. Lineage: Eukaryota; Metazoa; Chordata; Actinopteri; Labriformes; Labridae.